Molecule: messenger RNA, 2757 nt
Organism: Anolis carolinensis (green anole)
Lineage: Eukaryota; Metazoa; Chordata; Lepidosauria; Squamata; Anolidae
Gene: ccdc38
Product: coiled-coil domain containing 38
Exons: 17
Coding region: 265-2088 (607 amino acids)
Cellular component (GO): centrosome
Source: RefSeq, a predicted model, not a curated record
GCCCCUUGAAGCUGCCACGAAGGGGAGACAACCUCCCAUGCCUUUGGGUUGGUCGCCUCUCCCUCCCUCGGCGCUCGCCCGAGCUCUUUGGAGAGAGGAGACCCGGAGUUGCGUCUUGGAAGGACUAGGAAGGUCCUAGACGGAUGGGUGCUACUUGUUUAUGCAGAAAUAUUGAAGUCCUUCUCCAGCUGUUCUGAAUGUGGAUUGUUUUGCUACUCAUUCCCAUAAACAAAUAUUAUCCAAGGAGCAUUUUCGCUGAUUGCAAUGGCAGCAACAAUUAUAUCACUUACACCAUGUCUAGGAACUAGCUAUAGUCUCGAGCAAGCUGGCAAACCAGGAAGCCCCUUCAGAUGCGUGGACAAUGAAAUCUAUCUUUAUAGAAAUAUAGAAUGUGUCGAGAAAGAGAAGUUUAGGCAACUUCAACAGGACCUGAAGGUGUUUCAAAAGUCCACCGUUGCAUCAAGGGCUCGGGAGCGAAAGACUUUUAAAAAAUUAGAACAAGUCAUUGACAGAGAGUCAGAAGAUGAUAUAGAAGAGAAAAGUUCUGAUGUGAGCUGGGCUCUUGCUUUUGCAAAAUCCUGUCAAAGUGAUACCCAGUCCAUAACAGAGUACAUCAGUGAGCAGAAGGAACUGUUUUUGCUAGAGUAUGCAGUUAAAACAAAGCAACGGGCUAUAUCAAAGAUGGAGGAAAAGGCAGCAAUGGAGGAGAGGAAGGCCAAAAACGCCGAAACAAAACUAGAAGACGAUUCACUGGCAUUUGAGGAGUUUCUCAAGGAAAAUGAUAAAAGUUCUGUAGAUGCCCUUAAAAUGGCAAGUCAGGAAGCAAAAGCUAAAAAUGAAGUCAUGGCAGAAGUCAGGUCAGCAAUGAAUGAAGUGUUCUCUCUUAAAAGUGAAAUUACAAAUGCUGAAGAUCUCCUGAGAUUGUAUUUAUCCUAUGAAGCCUUUUUAUUGAGCAUUUCUCCUAAAGAGUGGCAAGACCAGCAAAUUGCAAGGAAGAAGAAGAAAAGAGACAGGAAAAGCAUCCUUUCAAAAUCUUUUAUUUCAGUGCCCAGUCGUGAUAAAACCAGACUGGCAUCAACCUCAUUUUUAUUACAUCACAAAAUACACAAAUGGGCCCACGCCAAAGGGUCACUGCUGCCCAAAGGGCCGCCACCAGGCAGGAAGUUGACAACUGCAAGAUCAGCCUCUCUACUUGUUCCUCGUGAGGAAGAGAAGAAAAGCACACAGAGGACAGGAGGCGAUUACCGCUUUUUUAGAAGAACAUCAAGAUCAAUGAGCCUUAGGACAUCCCUUGGAGACAAAAAAUAUAUGUUAGCAAGUGAAAGAAGUGUGUCUCUGUCUUCAGAAGAGGAAUUUUCCUUGGAUGAAAUACCAAGCGAUGAGGAGCCAGAAAUAUAUUUCAAAGACCCAGAUGAAUUACUGCAGUUGUUUAGACAUCUUGAAGAACAAAACCUUUCACUGUUUCAAAAUAUUCAAGAAAUCAGUGGAACCCUGGAAGAUAGACAGCUGAAUGGUCAAGCUUUUCAAGAGCGCAUGGAAGAAAGAAUAAAGAGCCUAAUAGAUGGGAAAGAAGCUCUUAAAGCAGCUUGCGCCAAAGAAGAGGCAAAAUCUGCACAAUUAGCAUUAAAAAUCCAAUUGUUUUCUGCAACAGAAAAUAAUUCAGCAUCCAUGGAUAAAUUGCUGAAUUCACUUACUAAAAAAGUAGCAGAAGUGUACAAAGUUUGCUCUGGAGGAAAUGAAGUAUCCAGUUUGAACCCAUUUCAAAUGCUGAAAGCAAUAGAAAUUCGGGUCUCAGAGCUCUGCGAAAUGUUUGAAACACUUCCAAAAGAGUACCUUGAAAUUGUUGAAGCCAAUGAAAAACUCAGGGCGAAAGAAAGAAGACAGAGAAUCCGUGAAGAUAAGCUGAAGGAAUUGAGAAGGAUUCAGGAAGAGAGGUUGAAACAUGCUCUUGAGAGAGCAAUUGCUGCACCAAAGAAAAGGAUGGGAAGAAAACUGGUGUACCGCUCAGAGCCUCCACAAACUAGCCAGGGUCAGGAAAAGGUUGUAGAUUUGACCACAAAAAGUGAAGAUGAUUACUAUUUUGCAUGAUUUUUUGUGUUUAAAGAAAUAAUUUCUGGAAUAGAUCUGGGGACAUGGAAAAGGGUGGCUUCCAAGUGUUUUGUACUACAGCACUCUUGACCAUGAUGGCUGGGACUUAUGGGAGCUGCAGUCCAAAGCAUCUACAGGAUCCCUAGUUACCCACUUUUAAUUAUUUCUACUUUAUUUUAGCAGUUGUAUUAACUAAAAUGUGACAAGAUUAAUUUGAUCCAGUACAUUUUCAAAAACAAAACUCUUAGACUGUGAUCGAAUAACAAAUUUAAGAACAAUCAAAAGUAGCAUAUUUAUUUUUUCAUAGCAAUACUUUCCUUUGCCAACAGUAUUUCUCUUCCAGAAAAAACAGUUACCAGAACAAAAAAAGCAAAAAAACUUUUAUCAAAACCUUAAAAAACGUGACAAUGAAAGAUCUUUAACUUAAAAAAAAAUCAAAAAUAGUUAUUCUCUCAUUUCUCCAUCUUCUUCUUCCUCUUCCACACCCCUUAUGUAAAGGACAUUAUUGCAUCUGAAAUGAAACCAAAAGUUGUGUUAUAAUUCAUAUAGAUUUUAAAUAAGUUUUGGAAAAUAGCUUACAUACCCCCACUAUUUCAUAUACCAAGUUAUUGUGAAGUACUGUACGUUUGUUGCUGUGUUAAUUAAUAAAAAUUACUGUUGUUUGUUGUA